AGCGUAGCCCAAGGGAGUGAUCACACGAACCAGCGCCCUCCUCCUCCUCCUCCUCCUCCUUCGAAGAUCUGCAGAAGGCGGUUCAACGUCAUGAAAAUUGCUCUCGCCGUCCUUCUCGCCCUGGUGUGUCUCCAAAGCGGGUGGUCGUGGAUGGCGGACCUCGACGCCAACAGAGAGCCACAGCGGCGUCUUUGCGGUUGGAAAUUGGCUAAUAAACUCAACAGCGUUUGCAAAGGAGUCUACAACAAGCCAGGCCCGAUGAGUAAUAGUCUUUAUUACAGACAUAGGCGAGGCAAGACUCGCCCUCAAGCCGGAGGUUUCGCGGCCUCGCUUCCUCAGGCGAGAGAGUCCUUAUCCUACCCCCCCAACCCCGAGUCCUACCCCCCCAACCUCAAGCCCGGCCAGGACCCAAGGACACGCCCCUCCGCCACGGACGCCUUCGACCUGAUCAUCCUCCGCAACGCCCUUUUGUCCUCGGGCGUCCCUUUCCCCUUCCUGACGGAGGCGGAGGCGUCGCAGGUGCUGAAGGAGGCGCCGCGUCGUAAGCGUGGGCUGUCGGCGGAGUGCUGUCGGAAGGCCUGCUCGGUGUCGGAGCUGGUCGACUACUGCUACUAA
Penaeus indicus is the source of this 615-nucleotide messenger RNA. Its product is annotated as LIRP-like. Bases 91 to 615 code for a protein of 174 amino acids. The transcript has 4 exons. Gene Ontology annotation, molecular function: hormone activity. The record is from RefSeq and is a predicted model, not a curated record. Gene Ontology annotation, cellular component: extracellular region. NCBI's taxonomy places the organism in Eukaryota, Metazoa, Arthropoda, Malacostraca, Decapoda, Penaeidae.